This is a messenger RNA of Nematostella vectensis (starlet sea anemone), 7370 nucleotides long. RefSeq lists its product as uncharacterized. NCBI's taxonomy places the organism in Eukaryota, Metazoa, Cnidaria, Anthozoa, Actiniaria, Edwardsiidae. Gene Ontology annotation, molecular function: DNA-binding transcription factor activity, RNA polymerase II-specific. Bases 650 to 6253 code for a protein of 1867 amino acids. Gene Ontology annotation, biological process: regulation of transcription by RNA polymerase II. The record is from RefSeq and is a predicted model, not a curated record. The transcript is spliced from 6 exons. Gene Ontology annotation, cellular component: nucleus.
UAUAGAUGUGAAUUCGUGAGAGCAGUUUUGUUUGCGUUUUAAUGUCUUAUGUGAUGCGCGCCGCCAUGACACUCAGGAAACGAGUUUUGUUCCUAAUUUCCUGUGUUUUAGUUGUUCGUUCUCAUCAGGGCCUACAGCUGACAAUGACCCCAAAUACACCUGAACCCCAUUGGCCCCAGUCGCAGGCUUUGUUUGCCGGUGAUUACCAUCGCGCUCUCCCAUUCACAGUCAACCAUAGUAGGACGAACUUCACCACUCUUUCGUCCAGUUUCCCGCGUAAACAUUCGGCACUGGAAUAAUUUCAACUGUUGAACCAGUUGCUUGGCCUUCAUUGUUUCACAAAUGGCCAGUAAUUGAACGAAAUUAUUGUGCUUGGGAUUUUUUACAGCUCGUUGUAUCAGCUGCCUGGCGAAAUUAUUCCCUUUUCUUCCCAAACACGGCCGGUGGUCAUCGUCUCGCGGGGAAGAUUUCCGCAGAUCUGCGGGGAAAUUUCCGUAAUCGAAACUGCUAGAAAUCGCAGGCAAUUCAAGAAGUGCCUUCUAAUAUACUGCUUCGACGAAUCUUGACUAAAUGUUUCUGCCGAGGAUACCAUCAGCUGUGUCACGACCCUUCCAUUCCUGCGAAAGCCGUCGAGCCGGAUGAGCCUUGGAUGUGCAGAUACUGUUCUGUAGGAGCGUUCUGCCCAUACCUUCAGAACCCCUUUGAGGCGAAAGACAAGAAACAGCCACUGCGCAGACGCAGAAUUCAUACGAUACGUAAAGAGGGCAGUUUAAGUUCGGGUAAUUCGACGGAGGACGAGGAUAGGAAAGGCCUUCCUCGUGAAAUGUCGAGUUACUUUUACUCGCUUCCUUCACAACACCGAGACGGACACAGAUCGCGUGGGCGUCCACCACUCAGCCACAACAGGCACCCCAGUGACAAGAAGACAGCCCGCGAGUCAUCCCGCGGGACGGUACGAACACCUGCGAGGACACGUGACCAGCACGUGGACAGGGAAAACGACAUGGAGUUGAGCUCUAGAAAAACCCAUGGAAGACACGGAGAGCGCACGGAAUCGCGUUUUCACUCCCCAGGGAGAUCAAAGUCUUCUGAUGAUCUAGCAGAGCCCGCUAAAGAUCGAUCGCGUGAGACAACGCCUACAAUGGAUCAAAAAGGAGAGGACUCGAGCAAAAAGAAUUAUCGUCGCGAGUUGCCGCGCGAGAAACAGCGCUUAACGCAGGAUUUAGCGAAGCAGAAGAGACUUCUAAGCGAGGACUUAGCAAGGGCUCAAACGUUACAACGGGCUCCCGUGAAGAGCGAGACUGGGGAUAGUGAGGAUUCCCCGAGGAGCCCCGCAAGCGACUGCUCCACCGGGCGAGAUUUGAGCAUGUACGAGAAAUGCUACGGAGGUUUAUCUCCUGAUAGUCAAAGCAGUGCGGCGAUUCCAGAAAAAGUUGAAAAAGCUACGGAUAAAAACAAGUGCGAUACUGUCGGGGAGUCGCUAUUUGAGCGCGUCCUGCAACGGAGUACACAGGAGAAUAAGAAAAUUGAAUUUGUCAGUGAUGACUCUUUGGGUAUGUGCGGAGGUGGUGGUAGCCAUAGCAACCACAUUUUGACUGACAGUAGCCAUGGUAACGUCACAAGGACCGAUAAAGUCGCUCUUCCAGUGGUCGAGAAUGUCACUGACGAUGAGCUUCCGGUGGAUGCUCGAAGUGUUGAACUGACUGUGAAUGGAGUUGCUUCGCCAGAUAACGUCCGGGAUGCCUGUGGUGAGAUGGAUAAAAACUCGACACAAAAUGUGGAUAAAUUGCCUGGGGAUGGAUCUGUUAACAAUUGCGCAUGCGCAGAUCAGCCAGAGGGGUAUUUGGUUAAUGGUAUUGACGAUAAGACCAAAUCGCCAAAAUCAGAUCACAGUAUCAAAAGUGACAUCAAAAUAUUGGAUAAUGACGAAGUUCAGUGUGAGCACUCGCAUAAGUACGGCAACGCGCAUGAAAGUGAUGAUCACGCAUGCGCAGAAUCUAAUUGUAAGGAUGACCAUUCAGAGAAAGAGGCUGAAGACAUGGACAAUAAUGAAGGAAAAAGCAGCACACUUUACGGACAGGAAUCGGACUCUAAUAAUGAAGGAAUGUCGGAUGCGGAGGAGUUGAGUGAUUCUGAGCUCGCCUCAUCAGGGCGGUCUAAAGUGAAACGAAAAAAGAAAAAGAAGUGUAAGUCCAAGUCCCCAACAAAGGCUGAUUCGCCUCAGAGACCGCUCAGGCGAAGCAAAUCGAGUAAAAGGAUCGGUCGCCCACCAAAAACAAAUAAGAAAUCUCAACCGCUUGAUUCGGACAGUGAAGAAAACGUGGAACAGCUUGAAGAAGAAGAAAACGCGGAAAACUUGGAUUCAGUUAAUAUCAACGAAGAUGUUGCGGGGGAUAGCAAGCGAAAGGAGGAAGAGAGAGGCGAGGGUGGGGAAGAAUUUUCCCCCGAGGAGGGUACUGAGGGUAGAGACGACGGUAGUCCCUCACAUCAGGAUUCAGACACGGAGGAUAACAGUCAGGAUAUUUUUUCCCUGACGGAGUCGGAACGGCUGGAGCUUGAGGAGCAAGGACGAAGGGAACGAGCUCGCAAGGAGAAGCGAAUCGCCGCGAGACACAAACGCAAAAGCGAGGAGAAGGACAGAGAUAAAGAACGCGCAACACCGCCUCAUUUGAUCAGCCAGAAUCGCUUUGCACGCGACCUGCCUAGGCACAACUGGCUGGUUGAGAGGCUACUGCAGCAGAAGAAAUUAGGGCAGGAAGCCCUGAAACCAGGAAGUGACGAGAAUCCAGAUAACGAAGAGGAGGAGGAAGGGGAGGAGGAGGGUGUCAAGGAGGAGGAGAAGGGGGAAGCAGAGGUAGCGGAAGAGGAGGCGGUACCAGUGGGUGUGGCACCUCCUAAUAAGGUAAAGCCCGUGGACGACCAGGAGCCCGGUAGCCCUCACAAAGACGAAUUCCAAUCUGAGCUUCACAAGAGCUUUCUCAGGAGGAGUUUCCCUUCUAAGGUGCCGCGAACACCGCCCAAGCUGAAGCCGUCAUCUCCUGACAACAACACCGGCGACAAGCCUGUGCCUCCUCCACUCAAACACAAGCUACAGCACAAGGAGCUCUCGGCGCUUGAACCUGUGCCCAAACUAAAGAAGAUUGUCACAGAGUCAGAGAAACCAGAGGAAACACCGGCAGAAAAACAGAGCGAGAGACCUGAGAGCCCCAAGGAAGGUGAAAACAACAAGUCGCAAAGCCCAAUAGAAAUCCUAGACGACGAGGAAGACAAGAGAAAUAAGUUCGGCGCAAGUGAAUCUCAAGACGGGAUCAAAACCGAGAGGUCCGAGUCACGGGAGGAUAGUGUUUCCCCGGAAAAGCGUUCAACGUUUUCUCCGGCCAAAAAAGGCAUCGCUUUCUCUCCGCCUAAAAAAGUCGCCCACUCGGUUAGUCCGACUCUGCCCGGAAGCGGAAGCGAGUGCGGUAGUCACGUUACGCCACAUCACAGAGCAGCAAUACUUAUUCCAGUUGUGCCGAUGCACGAUGUAAAUGGGGUCCCUAUUCCGCCGAGUAUGGGUCCUUCGUCACCUCACUUAAACGGACGCUCACCGAGAACAUUCACCCCUCAGUUGAUAACCCAUAAUGUCCCUUUCUCGAGUUCAGGCAUGUUUGGCUCUCCCCUUCCACCGAGUCGCUACACCGCGGGCUCAUGCAUGCACCAUAUGCUCCCUGGACACAAGGCCAGCCCGUGUAAACGCGACGUCAACUGCCCAUUUCAUGGAGCCUCGCCCCGCGGGAUGCCGCCCUCGGGAAUCCUCGGGCUCCCUUCGCAUCAUGGGAUGAUCCCUUCGUACGGUCAACAUGGACACGACUUCUCGCAAAUACUGGGAAGGGAACAACGGGAGUGCGAUAAGCCGCACUGCACAAGCGCUGAUUGCAAACUACGGCACGACAAGGGGUCGCCCAAGCCGCGCGACAAUGAACAGGGGGGCAGUGACAAAAUGGCCACGCCCAAAGUGGUGAAGCCUAUAGCGCACGUUCCUGGAAGGCGACCUCCACUAAUGUUGUCCCAUCUGCAGCAAAUCGGAGGGCGACCUCCCCAUGGUUUCGGCGAUAUCGACCCUCUGAUGGAAGAGAAGGCCCGGAGAGGAAUCGAGCCUCUUACAUCCCCACACGCAAUGAACAAAUCACCGGAGAGAUCUCCACGCGAGGGAGCUGACAGACGGGGGUUGCCCAUGACCCUGUCCGACUUGAACCGUAGGCGUGAGCAGGGCGUGCCUUCGGAAGGCCCAAUUCCCGGACUCAAGCGACCGGAUUUCUUACUGCCAUCUUUCGGGUCGCCCCCGGGAGGUCUCAGUAAACCUGGUUUAUUACACCCGAAGGAUGCUGUGAUGUUUUCGACCAUUCGCGGACAGCCUUGCGUUGUUUCCCAAGCGGAUAAGCGCGAUGCCAUUCGGCGAAUGGAGGAAAGAGAACAUGCUGCGUAUAUGGAAAAUCUGCUGAAGUCCGGCCCCCCACGGCUACGUCCACUUGAAGAGCACGCCAGAGAGCUUGGAGCGCUGAGAAACUACAGUGAUCAGAAGAAACGAGAAGAGAUGGCGAUGAGAGAGAGCUUCCUUGCGCGUGAACAAAACGCAAUGCUUUAUAGAAGAUUCGGCAAGGAGCACGCGGGAAUUCCGCCGGCGAAAUUAUUCGAUGAACGGUCCGUUCCUCCAGCUUCUAGAGAGUCCUUCAUUAACUCGCUUGCUAGAACCAAGGAGGCCGAUUUUCGGCUGCUUGGAGCCCAUGGCAAUUCGUCUAUCAUGAGUGGGAGGAGCAUGGAGGAACGAAAGACUAGUGUGGAGGAAGAAAAAGGGGGGCUUGAUGCGGAUAGCACUCGACGAAGCUCAUCUGCGGAUACGGAAAGGCGUGAGCGGGAAAUGCGCGAGGAUCAGGCGAUGAAGGAACUCGAUCGUCGACGCAACAUCGAACUGAUGCACGAGAAAGAGCAGGAAAAACGUAUGAACGCCGAGCGAGAGGCGAUUCGCAAUCAGGUGAUGGUGCGAGAAAGAAUGAAGGAACUACAUGGCGCAGAAGCGGAGAAGCAUUUUAACUUGUUUAGACACCCACGGGACACAUCACCGCCUCAGUUUCUACGCAGGGAUUUCUACUCGGACAGGCUAAUGGUUGGCGACCUAAUGCGGCCAGACCACCGCCUGGAUCUGAGGGCGGCGGCGCUGCAGGAUCUACAGAGACGUCACGAGGCUAUGAGAGCGGGAGAGGCAUCACACAGGGAACUACUGGGGAGAAUGGCCUCAUCACACAAACCUGGUCCCCCAGGCGAUCGUCCCGUACACCCAGAUGUCAGUCGGUCGCUAGGAGACGUUCGUAGCCACUCCCCCCUCACUGCAUCCCGCUCCUUUCCCCUGUCCAUGGCGUCCCGUCAAGCGAUGGACCGACUCGCUGCCGCUGCGGCCGGCAAGAGUACAUCUCUACUGAAGGAGCCCGAGAAAGACGUGUCUCCCCACAUCAGAGCGGAAAUGGAGAGAGAACGUGAUCGAGAGCGACAUCGUCUGAGUCUUGAGCAAAUCGACGCCAAUCGGCGGUUGCUUCACGCGGAGCUUAAAGACAAGGUUAAUCCACUAGUAUUGAACCGCGAUCUGGGGCCGCGAGACCGCGAGAAAGAGAUCGCGGCCCUUCGCGCGCGGGAGCGCCUUAUGACCAUGGAGCGCAUGAAUGAGGAGCGGAAACGCAAGCUAGACGAGCCUGAGGGGAUCCCAGGUAGGAGGAUGUCAUCCCCGCAAUUCGGACAUCCCUUGGACCGUGCGGAGUACGAGAGAGCAAAGAGACUCAAAACAGGCGUUGAGCCUCCCACGGGAAUGCCUCGGGUCCUACCCGCGGGACACCCGUUAGAGGGUAAACCAAAGGACGAUCGAGGUCGUUCUAUAGAGCUUGAUCUCGGCAAGCCUCCAGGCGCAGUCAUGGAUCGUGAAAUAUGGAUGCGGGAACGAGAGCGCGCCUUACGGGCGCGGGAGGAACUUUCCCGUAUGAAGGUGGGGCUUCCCCCGCACGUUCAGGGUUUCGGUACACCCAAAGACAGGCCGGACGGUCCCCCGCGAGAGGGCGUGGCACGCCCCAAGGGGGAAGAAGAUGGUGUGAAUCUGUGUUCGGUGUGCAAGAGAGAUGCGUCGUUCUUGUGCUCUGGAUGUCAGGGAGCGUGGUACUGCAGUGCCGAGUGCCAGUUAUCCGCCUGGAGCAAACACAGCCGAGACUGCGGUCAAUCCCAGAGACAGUGAUGUAUUCAGUGGCCACUACAAGCACACGCAUGCGUCAAAAUUUAGAAUUAUAUUCUUGGGAACUUACUCCCAUAUAUAUACGAAUGGGAAAAAGAAUUGAACGCUUAAUGAUGUUCGUGAAGCUCACAUAGAAAACACUUCUUAAUUGUACAUUAUGUUAGAAAUGAAGCCCAUUUAGAUAUUUAUUUAUGUAUUUAUUCAAUCUUAUGCACCUUAGGGGUUUAUAAAAGCGUUAUUUUUUCGAAAUGUGUGCAUAUUUUUGUCGUAUUUUUUACUUUAAAUAUCAAUGUAGGAAAACAAAUAACGUUAAUUGUUGUAGUAUAUGGCUUCAAAAAGUCAUGUAAUCGGUUUUAGUUUGUUUGGUGUAACCUUAUACGGCUGAAAUUCAGUCAUCAAAUUAUCUAAAUGAAUGACACUGCCUAGGUGUCAAAUCCCAAAGUAUUGAUUCAACGGUGAGUCGUGUUUAUAUGACAGGUGAAAGUAACUUCGAGCUCUCAUUGGCUCGCUGUUUUCCAAAUAUUAUUUUAGAUCAAUGAGCGUUCAUAGUUUCAGUCACGUGACAUAAAUGCUGCCUUACCUGACGCAAUCAACCUCGUUCUUAGGGUCUCAUUGGGACGAGGCUUUGAUGCAGUUGAGCAUGCACUGGCUGGUGAUUGUCUUGCGGUGAAUACCAAAGAGCAUGCGCAAUAGAAUCACCAACUUUUGGUGCCAAUGGAAUAAUGAGAAAUAAUAAGUAAGUUAAUUUUGAGUUAAGUUUGUGUUUUCUCUAUUUUUUACAUUUAAGAGUCAUGCCUUGUCAGCAGAUACGCGUGAUAUUUAUUCGUAGUAUUUAUUUCGUGGCAUGUAUUGGUAUCAGAUAAUGAGGACUUUACUCACAACGCAUUAUUUUUUCCUCCAGAAUUAAAGAAUUUCGGUGCGAUUCAUAAAAAAGUCGUAAUGCUCAGUUUAAUCCUGUUUGACUCUUAAGCCUGCUGUAAUAAGGCAGUGGGUGCGUAUCGAAUUGUUUUGGUGUAAUGGAGGCCUUGUGAAUUGUUCAUACUAAUAUACGUGUACGUAAAACUGUAUAUGUAUUUGAUAUUUCAUGUCUGGAAAUAAAAACAAAUUUGUUUUACACACA